Cannabis sativa is the source of this 1564-nucleotide messenger RNA. RefSeq lists its product as uncharacterized. NCBI's taxonomy places the organism in Eukaryota, Viridiplantae, Streptophyta, Magnoliopsida, Rosales, Cannabaceae. The transcript has 7 exons. The record is from RefSeq and is a predicted model, not a curated record. The coding region runs from base 230 to 1087 and encodes 285 amino acids.
UAAGGCAGAAAAAAUUCAAUAAUAGAAUGCCUACAACCACAACAAUGUCAAUACAAAGUGAAAAUUGCAUCUAAUAUUAUUUUAUUAGUAUAAAAAAGAGAAAAAAAAAACCAUAGAAUAUUAUUUUAUUGGUAUUAAAAAAAAGAAGAAAAAAAACUAUAGAGAGAGCAUAUGAUUAUAUGAUUAUGAUGAUUGUGUUGGUUGGCAUAAUCGAAUCGGCGAAGCUAAGAUGUGUAUAGCGGCGUUUCUAUGGCAGACCCAUCCACUCUACCCCUUCUUUCUCUUGCUCAACAGAGAUGAAUAUCACACCCGGCCGACUGAGCCACUGGCAUGGUGGAAUGGAGACGAAAUCUUGGGUGGGAAAGAUGGACUAGCAGGGGGGACAUGGUUGGCUUGUGCUAGAGAUGGUAAGAUAGCUUUUCUAACAAAUGUUCGAGAACUUACUUCGCUUCCACAAUCCAAAACCAGAGGAGAUCUUCCACUUCGUUUCUUACAGAGCAAGAAGAACCCAGUGGAGUUUGGGGAGGAACUUGUGAAAGAGGCAGAUCACUAUAAUGGAUUUAACCUUAUUUUAGCUGAUAUAUGUUCAAAGACCAUGGUUUAUGUGACCAAUAGACUCAAAAACGAUCAAAAGUAUGUGACCAUUGUUUUGCCUGGGAUUCAUGUGUUGUCCAAUGCAAGUCUAGACACUCCAUGGCCAAAGGCUCAACGACUAGGUGACAACUUCAAAGAGCUGUUAAACACUUAUAAUGAUGGUGAACUACCACCUAAAGAAAUAGUGGAGAAGUUAAUGACCAACACUAUUAAAGAUGAUUAUAGCUUAUUGCCUGGCCUUUAUCCUCGAGAAAAAGAGUACCACUUAAGUUCCAUAUUUGUUGAUGUAGUCAGUCCAUUAGGACGUUAUGGCACUAGAAGCACUUCAGCAUUAGCUGUAAAGUCAAAUGAGGAAGUCAGCUUUUAUGAGAAGUCUUUUGACUCGGAAAAUGAAGAGUGGAAUGAAAGAACAGUAACUUUCCAUAUCAAUAGAGGAGAAAAAUCAAACAACAGUAAGGUGACACAAGUGCAACCUUCACCGCACUUGCAGUAGGCCUUGCCAACUCCAGUGGAGACAACACUCCUAGCACAAGUGCAAGGGUUGCAACCACAGUGCUGACCGCACGAGCACUUAAUAUGGUCAUCUCCACUACUCCCACUACUUACUUUCUCUCCUGGUGUACACCUGUUUUCACAAAGAUAUAAUUAUUAUUAUAUAUAUAUAUGUUAGUUUGGUUUCUUACUUUUUGUUGUUCAAAUAGUUCUACUUUCCCAUAUAAAUUGUUAAAAUAAAAGGAGACUUGAACUGACCUGCAAGCCAGGCCACCGGGGCAUGGCACGGUACAGCCACACUUGUCGUUGCAGACUUUCAUAUUUCCCGCUGUGUCACUCAUUUUCAGGCCUCCUUGAAGAAACUUCUGGGAUGAUUCUAGCUUGGUAUUUCAUGUAUAUAUAUAUGAUGAUGAUGAUGAAGAUAAUACUGACUUGAAUUGUUGAUAUAAAUACUUCAGAGGUGGCAAUUUUUUUUCCA